AUUUCAAUCUUUUUUUUUUCUCUUUAUACAUAUAAAAAAGAUUUUAUUUUUUCUUUACUACACCAAGAAUACAAGAUUUCCAGUUGAUCAGAUCUGCCACAAAUUCAGUUCAAUCAGCUGAAUCUAAAUAAUCUUUGGAGUGUGCGCCCUUCUGCGUGGAAAUGAAGAAGGUGUUUGGUCAAACUGUCCGGGAAAUUAAAAGAGGGGUUAAUAAGAAAGUUCUUAAAGUUCCCUCAAUAGAACAGAAAAUUCUUGAUGCUACCAACAAUGAGCCAUGGGGUCCCCAUGGAACUCAUCUUGCUGAUAUUGCAGAGGCUUCAAGAAACUACCAUGAUUACAAAAUGGUCAUGUCAGUAGUUUGGAAACGAAUCAAUGAUACUGGGAAGAAUUGGCGCCAUGUGUUCAAGGCUUUGACUGUUCUGGAGUAUCUGGUAGUCAAUGGGUCAGAACGUGUUAUUGAUGAUAUUAGAGAUCACGCAUACCAAAUAUCGGCAUUAUCUUCUUUUCAAUAUAUUGAUUCUACCGGGAGGGAUCAAGGCAGCAAUGUAAGGAAGAAAUCUCAAUGCCUUGUUGCUCUAGUGAAUGAUAAAGAAAAAUUGCAAGAAGCGAGAGAGCAGGCUUCUGUCAACAGGGCAAAAUCUCGCCAUAUGCCUGGAGGUCAUGGAGAUGAAGAUCGUAAUGGUUAUGGCAGAGAAAGGGAAUGGGGUGAUGAUAGAAGUGGUCGCGAUGGUGGUCGUAAUGGUGAAGAUCAGUAUGGGCGAGAUGGGUACAAGGAUGAUGAAUAUCGUGGAAGAAGUAGGGAUGGUUACACAGAUGGUGAUUAUGGUCAAAGAAGUCGAAGCUCAGAUAGAGAUAGGGAACGUGCUUAUGAAGAUGAUGGUCAUCAAUCUUCUAGAGCAAGCAAUGCUAGAGUCGAAGAUGGCUCUCCAGAUGUAAGGCUUGAAUCGAAAUCGUCUGGACAAAGUCUUGGGGCACCUCCUAGUUAUGAAGAUGCUGUGAGUGAGGGUCGCAGCCCUGAUGUUACACUACCCGCAGCCGCUAAUCAUCACGAAACUGAGGUUUCUAGCAACUCUGUAGCCCCUCUUCCUGCCUCUACACUCCCUCCUGCCCCUGCUACCCCCCCUUUAGUGGCUGCUACAGGAGCUCCAGCAGCUGCUACACCUGCAGUGACCUCUGACAAGGAAACUGAUGGGUUUGACUUCUUUGACCCUCGCGGUGCAUCUCCAGCUCCCCCGUCAGCAUCAGUGGGUGCUGAGUUGGACCUUUUUGGUUCUCUAUCAGAUUCUUUCUCCUCAAAUGCCCUGGCUCUUGUACCAUCUGAAUCUCAUCCUCUAACAAAUCCAAAUCCUAGUCAGACCUUUGGGGCUACAUCACCAGCAAGUCAGCCAUUCGAUGAUCCAUUUGGUGAUGGUCCUUUUAGAGCAGUCCCUUCCACUGAUGGAUUUUCAGCUCAACCUACAACUCCCUUUGGUGAACCAACUAAUUUGGUCACUCCAACGACAACUCUUUUUGGCGAACCACCCCAGGCGGUCACUCCAAUGACAACUCCCUUUGGUGAACCACCCCAAUCGGUCACUCUGACAACUCCCUUUGGCGAAUCACCCCAGUCGGUCACUCCAACGACAACUCCCUUUGGCGAACCACCCCAAUCGGUCAUUCCAACGACAACUCCCUUUGGCGAACCACCUGUGUCGGUCACUUCAACGUCAUCGAAUAACAUGGAAUUCGGGGACUCUUUUGACCAAACCAUUGAUAUACUAGCAGAUAUUUUACCUCCAACUGGACCUUCACCCCCUGUACCCUCACAGACCAGAUUUCAAGCACAAUCCGGUCAACUUCCAACACCAACCAUUUUCCAUUCUCAAACUGGUCAACCUUUUCCACAAACCGGUUAUGCAUCCCAACCUAGCCAGCUUUUUUCUCAAACAGAGUUUCCAACCCAAUCUAACCAGCCUUUUUCUCAAAUGGGUUUUCCAGCACAACCCAAUCAGAAUGCAUUUCCCUCUGGUUUUACAGGUCAAUCUGGUCAACCUAUGUUACAGCCUGGUUCUCAAGUUCAAGGUGGCAAGCAACCUAUUCCACAGCCUAGUUUUCCUGCUCAGGGUGGUCAAUUCUCUUUGCCAUCAAGUUUUCCGGCUCAGGGAGGUCAAUCGGUGUUGCAGCCUGGUUUUCUGGCACAGGGUGGUCAAUCAGUGCCUCAGCCUAGUUUUCUGGCUCAGGGAGAUCAAUCGGUGUCGCAGCCUGGUUUUCUGGCACAGGGAGGUCAAUCCGUAUCGCAGCCUGGUUUUCUGGCACAGGAAGGUAAAUCAGCGUUGACGCCUGGUUUUCCGGCUCAGGGUGGCCAAGCUGUGUUUCAGUCUGGUUUUCCAGCUCAGGGUGGACAAUCUGUGUUGCAACCUAGUUUUGCAAGGGGUCAAAAUGCAUCUCUAGGUGGCUUUUCUUCUCACUUGGAUACUACUGUUCCACAAGCGGGAGUUUCCAAUUCCAAUGGUCAGCCUGGUCAGUUAAAUAAUGUUAAUGGUGGUUACCAGCCUCAGGGUUCUUCAGAUCCAUUGCCCCAAAUGAACACUAAACAGGCCCCACAGUACAAUACUUCUAGCUUUUCUCAGGCACCAGCUGUCACAAUUUCGACAGGAGGUCAAAAUGAAUCUCUUCUUGGCUUGGGUACUACUGUUUCACAAGCGGGAUUUCCCAAUUCCAAUGGUCAUCCGGGUCAGUUAAAUAAUGUUAAUGGUGGUUACCAGCCUCAGGGUUCUUCAGCUCCGUUGCCACAAAUGAACACCACACAGGCCCCACAGUACAAUAUUUCUAGCUUCUCUCAGGCACCAGCUGUCACCACUUCAACAGGCGGUCAAAUUGCAUCUCUUGGUGGCUUUUCUUCUCACUUGGGUACCACUGUUUCUCAAGCGGGAUUUCCCAAUUCCAAUGGCCAGCCUGGUCAGUUAAAUAAUGUUAAUGGUGGUUACCAGCCUCAGGGUUCCUCAGCUCCAUUGCCCCAAAUGAACACCACACAGGCCCCACAGUACAAUACUUCUAGCUUCCCUCAGCAGCCAGCUGUCACAACUUCGACGGGUGCCCUUGCUAUAGUACCUCAACAACCCACAAAAGAAAAGUUUGAGACCAAAUCUACAGUUUGGGCUGAUACUUUGAACCGCGGGCUCGUUAAUCUGAAUAUAUCUGGAUCUAAAACGAACCCAUUGUCUGAUAUCGGAAUUGACUUUGAGGCCAUAAACCGUAAGGAGAAAAGAAUGGAGAAACCAAGCAAAACCCCAGUGACGUCAAAUGUUACAAUGGGUAAGGCCAUGGGAUCAGGUUCUGGAAUGGGACGGGCUGGUGCAGGUGUUUUAAGACCCACACCAAACCCCAUGGUGGGUCCAGGAAUGGGAACUACAAUGGGUGCACCUAAUGGCGGGCCAGGUUACGGAGGUGUAAACCAGCCCAUGGGGAUGUACAAUAUGCCUCAAAAUAUGGGUAUGGGAAUGAACAUGGGCCAAGGAUUUCCCAUGCAACAGCAACCCCCUGCUGCUGGGUUCCCGCCUGGAAGUUAUAAUACAAUGAUGGGUAGAGGUGGUGGUUAUGGUCAGCAACCGUAUGGUGGUUACAGAUAGAAUUUCGGUCAUAGCCCAAUAUGUUUUGUGAUAUAAAAGUUUUCUUUCCCUAACCAUUUUGUAUUCUUUUUCGAUCCUGAUAUAUACGUGUCUCAUGUAAUGUUCAUUUUCUCGAGGCUUUUUCCAUAUUCGAUAUAUAGUGUAUUGUAUAAACCAAUCUCAGGUUGCCUAUUUUCUAAACUUCAAAACAUUAUUAAUUUGUUUUUUUUCCCGUCCGUUAAUUCUUGUAGCAUGUUGUAAACAAUAAACAUUAGAAGUUACAGAAGUGAUAUUCAAACUAUAUUAUUCUUUAUUCAUGUA
Messenger RNA from Erigeron canadensis, 3908 nucleotides. RefSeq names its product clathrin interactor EPSIN 2-like. Gene Ontology annotation, molecular function: phospholipid binding; clathrin binding. Bases 162 to 3608 code for a protein of 1148 amino acids. The transcript is spliced from 13 exons. Lineage: Eukaryota; Viridiplantae; Streptophyta; Magnoliopsida; Asterales; Asteraceae. The record is from RefSeq and is a predicted model, not a curated record. Gene Ontology annotation, cellular component: endosome; clathrin vesicle coat; plasma membrane. Gene Ontology annotation, biological process: endocytosis.